This is a messenger RNA of Dermochelys coriacea (leatherback sea turtle), 4583 nucleotides long. It is a transcript of the gene RASGEF1A, whose product is annotated as RasGEF domain family member 1A. NCBI's taxonomy places the organism in Eukaryota, Metazoa, Chordata, Testudines, Dermochelyidae. The coding region runs from base 408 to 1880 and encodes 490 amino acids. The transcript has 13 exons. Gene Ontology annotation, molecular function: guanyl-nucleotide exchange factor activity. Gene Ontology annotation, biological process: positive regulation of GTPase activity; Ras protein signal transduction. Gene Ontology annotation, cellular component: plasma membrane. The record is from RefSeq and is a predicted model, not a curated record.
UUAAGUUUCUGAAGGAGAAAAGAGGUGGGAGGGGAAAGGUACUUAGCGGUCUAACCUGUUGGAUGUGUUAAAACUUCUAUAGAGGAAAGCAGAGGGUGGGCUUUUCUUUCAAAGCUGGUACAGUGAACACACAAAAGCCAGCCCCAGUAAACUCAGCUUCUUUUGAAUUGGACAAGCUCUCUCUCAGCCAACAGAAAGCUGAGCCAGGGGCUGACGUCAGAGCCAGCCUGGAAAGCUGCGAGCUUUCUGGUUUUGCUCAGAUGAACCUGAGGCUAUUUAGAUCUAAGCUGGCGGGAAGGAAAGCUGAAGCCAGAGAUAUUUUUUUCUGGCAGGUUGGAGCUGCAAUGGCUGGCUGAGACUUUUAUACUCUGGGAAAGCCAUCAGGAUCUUACAGACCGCCACGGCUUAUGUACAUAUUACAGAAAAAAAUGAGGGAAACUAUGCCCCAGACACCAAUAUUUUCCAGCAUGCUCAGUUCCAGUUGUAGUGGGCAGGUGCAGCCAGACAUGGGCGAGAAGUGUGGAGAUCCUGUUUACCAGGAUGGAAAUCUCAUCUCUGGAUCACUGGAGGCCCUGAUAGAGCGCCUGGUGCCCACCAUGGACUAUUAUCCAGAUAGGACUUACAUCUUCACUUUCUUACUGAGCUCCCGAGUCUUCAUCCACCCACAUGAGCUCCUGGCAAAAGUGGGGCAGAUCUGCAUUAAGCAGAAACAGCAGCUUGAGAUUGGGUCUGAGGCAGAGAAGACAAAGCUAAAAUCCUUUGCUGCCAAGAUCAUUCAGCUCCUGAAAGAAUGGACAGAAACAUUCCCCUAUGACUUCCAGGAUGAGAAAUCCAUGAAGGAGUUGAAGGAGAUUGCUCACAGGAUCACACAAUGUGAUGAGGAAAAUGGAACCGUGAAGAAGAUCAUCAGCCAGAUGACACAGAACCUACUGAUGACCCUUUCUGCAAGGAGUCAGUACCAGGAAAUAAAAGAGAAAUUCAGGCAACCCGUUACUGAUAAAGGAACCAUCCUUAAAAACAAGCCACAGUCGACCCAGAAGGACAUACUGAGCAUAUGUUGUGACCCCCUGAUCUUGGCACAGCAGCUAACUCAUAUUGAACUGGAGAGGGUGAGCAACAUUUACGCAGAGGAUCUGAUGCAGAUUGUCAGCCACGUGGAUUCCCUGGAUAAUCACAAGGUGCGUGUGUGGUGCCGAGGAGAUGUUACCAAAACCUACACCUUGGAGGCCUAUGACAACUGGUUCAACUGCCUCAGCAUGCUGGUGGCUACAGAGAUUUGUCGGGUUGUGAAGAAAAAGCAGCGGACAAGAAUAGUGGAAUUUUUUAUUGAUGUGGCAAGAGAGUGCUUCAACAUCGGAAACUUCAACUCAAUGAUGGCCAUUAUCUCUGGCAUGAACCUGAGUCCUGUAGCACGGCUAAAGAAAACCUGGUCAAAGGUCAAAACAGCCAAAUUUGAUGUUUUAGAGCAUCACAUGGACCCAUCCAGCAACUUUUGUAAUUACCGGACAGCCCUGCAAGGAGCAGCACAGAGAUCUCAGACUGCCAACAGCAAUCGGGAAAAAAUUGUCAUCCCUGUUUUCAAUCUGUUCAUUAAAGAUAUCUACUUUCUGCACAAGAUGCACACAAACCGCUUACCCAAUGGACAGAUAAACUUCAAGAAAUUUUGGGAAAUUUCAAGACUAAUUCAUGAUUUCAUAACAUGGAAACAAGUAGAGUGUCCUUUUGAGAAGGACAAGAAGAUCCAGAGUUAUCUACUCACGACACCUAUUUACAGUGAAGAAGCUCUGUUUAUAGCAUCCUUCGAAAGUGAAGGUCCAGAAAAUCACGUGGAAAAAGACAGCUGGAAGACACUCAGGACAACUCUGCUUAAUAGGGCCUGAGAUUUUGGAUCUGAUCUGCAGAAUCUAAAGCACACAGGAAGAACUUUUGUUUUUAAAUAGUGAAUGUCUUGGGUUGGGAUAAACAAGACCUCACUGGCUGAGGUCUGUUUUGUAUAUACAAUAUCUUUUAUGAAAUAAAAAUGUGGUAAAUAUUUCACGUCAACCUUAAGGCACUUAAAAGUGAAGGAUUUUGGUUUUUAUUUUAAAAACACAAGGGCAGGGCCCUGUUCUCAGAGAUGAAGUGUAUCAUGGGAGAUGGUAUCCAUGGUGAGGUCUUAAUCUAAUGACAUCCAAAUCUUUUUUUUCUUUGAUUACUUCCACCUUAAAAAAAGAAAAAAAAACCCAACAUACAAACACCAAAUACAACCAAAACACUGCACAGGUUCAAUACCGUUAGGUCCCAAUCCUACAAACACUGACACAUCUCCUUAACUUUAAGCAGGUGAGGAGUUGAAGGGAAGGAAUGAAGAGUCCCAUUCAAAUCCCCGGGACAACUCGUAUGCUCAAGUCAAGGAGGUGCAUCAGUGUCUGCAGGACCAGGGCCUUAGACAUCCGCAGUGGGGCUGUUCCUCUCUUACAUCGGAGAAUAGUGCCUUACAAGGUACUGAAAUUGUCCAGUAUACCUUCUAUGAUUCUGGUCUGGAAGCAAGCAAAAUAAAAAUAUGGAUGUCUAAAAACCAGCUAUAAUGUACUUUGUAAAUAAACUGGAAGUUAUAGCAUAUGAACUUGAAUAUGCCUGCCUACAACAAUGAAAGUGCAGCAAAACAUAUUUUUGUUACGUGCUUUGAAGAGAAGAAACGGGACAACUGCUAGAUUUUUUUUUAAAGUAUUAACACUUCUGGGAACUAUCCUUUGAGUUCUGGCUGCAAAAUAUUUUUUGUUUUCUUUAUCAGGGAUUUAUUUAAAAAAGAAAAGGUUAUCUAAUCUAGAUAAACUCUUCAAGAUGGAUCUAAUGUGUGUUUUGGAAAAUAAGUUUUAAAAUGAGAGAGGGGGCGGGGAUGUGAAUUGGGACAUCAACUUUGAAGCUGAAGCUUAAAGGAGUGAGACAUGCCAUUUCCAUUCAAUUUGGGCAUCUAAUUCCCUAGGUCCCUUUGAAAAUGCUAGCCUGAAUUGACAGACAACCAAUUAAAACUAAGAAUCUAUGGCAGCCAAUUAUUCUGGCAUAUAUUCAAGCUAUCAUUAUACGCCUCAGCCAAAACCUAUUGAAGUUCAUGGAAAAACAUCCUCUGGCACUGGAUCAGGCCUUUACACCCCAAGUCAGAUCCAAAUUAGGGAUGAUUUGUAAGCCAAUGAUGUUUCCAAUUUCUCCUUUUAACUGUUCUUGAUUUUAGGAUAAUUUGGUUAUGAUAACCAGCGUGUCUAAGCAGCUCAUAUUACAUUUCUGGCUAUCCAUUUUCAGAAAAAAAUUAUUCAUCAUUUAAAGAUUUUAUUCCUUCCAUUCCCAUAAUUCCUGAACCAGGAGGAAGACCAAAAAAAUCAGUCUCAGAUUAAGAUUUAUGAACGUACUAUUACCCAUGACUGUCGGUUCUCCUUCCCAGCACUUGUUCUCUUAGAGCCUGAGGGCUGGAUAUUUAUCUAGAUAAAUGAGAACCUCCAGACAGUUACAUUAGAAAGGAUUGUUUCAAUACCCUCAAGAGCUCAGAAAGGAUACAAACCCUCAUGUGUCAGGGCACCAACCAAUCUCUAACUGAGGGGGUUGGGAAGAAGCUUGGCCUAUGAGCAAGUUAGUUCUGUAAUUGCUCAUGUAGGUGGGCAGGUACCUUCCUCUGAUGUAUCUUGUGCUGACCUCUGUUGGAGACAGAAUGCUGGACUAGUUGGACCACAGAUCAGGUCUGUUAAAGCAAUUUCUCUGUUCCAAUCCUGCAAAUGCUUCCUACUGAAUGCUUACAACCUUAGGUAGUCCCAUUUGCAUUUACCCACAGUAAGCGUUUGCAGUGUUAAGCCUUUAAUACGUUUCCAAUGAGAGCUUUUUUCCCCGUAGAUAUUUGUAAUUAUGAAAACUAAAUACACCAGGUGAGGAAGGGAGGAUGAAGGGGGAAGGAAUUGACUUUUUGCUGUUCCCAUAGCACUGGGAUCAAAGAGCAACAAACAAAAGUUAAAUAGUUGCCAUUAAACGAACAAACAGAUUAAAGUGGAGGGAGGAAGUACAAAUGCUAGCUAUGAAUAUCAACAGCUCAAAGAGAGAGAGAGGAGAUAGUUCUGUUUCUUGUGAUUUGCUGCUAUUUUUCCUGUGCUGAAGUACUGAUUUUCAGCCCUGGGGUAGAGUACGAAUAUUUAUACUGUAUUAUUACAGUGUUUUGCACUUUGAGAGAUGUUCUAGCUAGUGAUAUAGUCAGACAAUAAAAGGGAUUGUAUAUCAGCUUUGUUUAAGUAAUUGAAAUUUUAAAAGGGAUGCUUAAAAUUUAAGAAAAUAUAUAUUUGAAAUGCAAUUUUAGAACACUUUCUGUAUGUGUAUUAAAAAAGCUUUUACAUGAAUGUGCACUUCACUGGUCUAUCAGUCCUAGUAUAUACUUGAAAUCAGUGCAGUGUCUACAUGGGUUUGUUUUUAAUUUUUUUUCCUCCUUCAAUUUGAUACAUUCCUUAAAUACUGUGUUCUGCUAUUCUGAGCUGCAUUGCUACAUAUAAAGCUGUAUCAUAAAGCAGGAUAUUCCGUGUUUGACUGGAUGUGCUUGCAUUAAUAAAAACCAAGUUGCUUCAACCAGG